AUGCAGUCAUUGAGUCUUGAAUUUCAAGAAGACAUAAGACAGGAAGGUGGAAGCGAAGUAGAAGUAGCAAAGGGAGGGAGGGAUGCCAAAGAAAUGAGGGACAACACCUGGGCUUCAAAAGGAUUUCUCAUUGAGGUCAUUAGCCUUGGUGGUCCGAAAUCGACAACAAGCACGCAAAAGGAGAAGGCCAUGGUGUGA
Dovyalis caffra is the source of this 198-nucleotide messenger RNA. NCBI's taxonomy places the organism in Eukaryota, Viridiplantae, Streptophyta, Magnoliopsida, Malpighiales, Salicaceae. The record is from the annotation of a GenBank genome assembly.